GAUGCAGCAGAAGCCUCCAGGCCAGAACUACCCAGUCUUGGACCUAUGGUGGAGAUAGAGCAUAGCUGGCGAUCAUGUGUACUUACACUCUAAGGUCACCUGGUUGCACUAUGGCCUCAUCUGUGGCUCUGAAAAUGAAGAUUUGGAAGGAGAUCAUCACAGCUAAUGUUAACAAGCCCCUCCUGUGUGCCAAAUCAUUCACCCCUCACCACAACCGAAUGAGCUAAGGAUUCUCGUUAUAUAUAGUUUAUGGAGAGGGAAGUGCAGACAUAAAGAGGUGAAUUAUCUUACCCAGAUCACACAGCUGAUAAGUGGUGGAGGCAGAAUAGAAUCUAAACAGUGUGGCUCCGGAGCCCACAUGCAUUGAUUCGACAAGUGUUUAUUGAGCACCUGCCGCGGACAAGGCCUUGUGUGAUUAAACAGGGUUAUAAUUAGUAAUGUAAAAAUGAGAAAUCACUAAUGCUUUUUAGACUUAACAUUUUCUUUUUUUGUAGGUUUCAGGCACAGAACUGUAUAUCCAAUAAUAGUGAAAUGGAUCCCACUAAUUAUGACCGAAAUGAUGAUACAUUUAAAUGACUUGGAUGUUUUAUAGGUAUGAUCUCGUGAAACCUUGAGAGAAACUGAAUGACGAAUGAAACUAUUGUUCCUGUUUCACACAGAAGAAAACUGAGGUUAAAAGGGGUUGGCACUCAUCAUGAGCCCCUGUUCUCAUUCUGCAAAUGGUGAAGCUCUCUAUUGUCCUGACCCCACGGUUCCUGUCCCAUGACCAGGGCCAGCUCACCAAGGAGCUGCAGCAGCACGUAAAGUCAGUGACAUGCCCAUGCGAGUACCUGAGGAAGGUGACCUUGAGGAACCCUGGGAGCUCAGGAAGGAAGGAGCGCCCAGAAGCAGGGACAGGGAGCUGGUUGGGGAGGACCAGAAAUCAGGUUAUCAAUACUCUGGCUGACCAUCGUCAUCGUGGGACUGACUUUGGUGGAAGUCCUUGGUUACUUAUCAUUACUGUGUUUCUGAGAAGUUAUAAAUUUGCCAUCUCCCUCUGCACAAGUUACCUUUGUGUGUCUUUCCUGAAGACUAUCUUCCCGUCUCAAAAUGGACAUGAUGGAUCCACGGAUGUACAGCAGAGAGCCAGGAGGUCCAACUGCCGUAGACAGGAAGGAAUUAAAAUUGUCCUGGAAGACAUCUUUACUUUAUGGAGACAGGUGGAAACCAAAGUUCGAGCUAAAAUCCGUAAGAUGAAGGUGACAACAAAAGUCAACUGUCAUGACAAAAUCAAUGGAAAGAGGAAGACCGCCAAAGAACAUCUGAGGAAACUAAGCAUGAAAGAACGUGAGCACGGAGAAAAGGAGAGGCAGGUGUCAGAGGCAGAGGAAAAUGGGAAAUUGGAUAUGAAAGAAAUACACACCUACAUGGAAAUGUUUCAACGUGCGCGAGCGUUGCGGCGGCGGGCAGAGGACUACUACAGAUGCAAAAUCACCCCUUCUGCAAGAAAGCCUCUUUGCAACCGGGUAAGUUUGCUUGUUUUCCUUGCUUUUGGACAUAGUCUGCCAGGUCAGGACAUGGAUACAUUUUUCUCCCUACGGCUCUGUGCUCAAGCCCUGCAGAGGGAGAUGGCAGAGAGGAAGGCUGCCUACAAGCAUCACAGUCCCAUCCCUGUUGGUAACCGUGUUGCGCAAAAACACCUUCAUCCCCACCCAGUGGGGCCCCCAUCUAAUAUUCUAAGUGUCAGAGGUUCCAUAUUUGUAAUAGCAAAUGGGCCCUGACUGUAAAUUAGUGAAGAGUGAAUGUAACUUAUUACCCACAGGGACAAUUCCAAAUGAAGGCCUUAAAUGAUGCUCAGCUAAGCUGGUUCUUGUGUGGCCUCUGUACCUUCAAAAGCUGCCGAGUCCUAUGAUUACACGCGAUGGGACUUGUACACUUGAAGUGAAACACAGUUUUAAAACUUGCUUUGUUUAGAAUUCCCACCUCAUUUUUCCAUGGACAAAAGUAUUCUUUAGGUCCUAGUGCACUUACAAUUUGGUAUUACCUGGGAGUGAAAAGAAAUAUUACAGCCAUGCCUAACUGACUUCUUGAGGUAAGAUUGUUCUGUCAGAAAACCCUCUCCCAGUUCCCCUGCAGCUCUUCAGGAAUCCACAUCUCUCCAGAGCUCUUUGUUCUCAUGGGUGGCACCUCCAGAGUGAAGAAGAUCCUUUGUCAAGAAGGGAAACAGAGGGGAAAUGAGAGGGUCCUGCAGGCAGAGCUGGAAUCAACUUCCACUCUGCCUCUUGCAAGCUGUGUGACCCUGGGCACAAUUUCUCCUUCCUCUGGAAACCUCUGUUUUCUUAGAUUUGGAGCAGGGUGGUCACACUGACCUUGCAGAGUUCUGAGAAUCAGAGACAGAACAUAAAAGGCCUGGAAAACAUUCUCCAAAAAGAAGCUGCAACAUGUGUGGACAAUGGGCUUUUCAUGCCUCUCUUACUGUCUCUUACUGUCUAUUGACCUGGUGCAAGAAACAUGCUCUGGUGAUGGCUGUGAGGGAGGAAUGAGGAUAGACAUAGACACUCCUGUGUCUCAAACAUGCUUCUUUAUUACUCUGUUAUGACUCUGUCUUCCCUGGGGCAGGACCCCAGCCUGCCUACAUUUGCAGACAGACACAGUGGCAUGUGGAGACAACAGUGUGUCCCAAUGACUUUUCUUUACCCCCCAGCUGUCGGCAGUACUCAGUGGAAGGGUGAUAUUAUGACACUGACACUGCUAUUUUGAAACCUGGAGGAUGGAAAGGUGCAAAAAUCUAUCACCAGCAACAGAAGGUGCAGACUGUGUUGGUGGCGGUAAUUUUGUCCAUCAAAUGAAUAUGUGUGAAAACAUUCCCUCCUUUGGCCCUACAGGUCAGAAUGGCGGCAGUGGAGCAUCGUCAUUCUUCAGGAUUGCCCUACUGGCCCUACCUCACAGCUGAAACUUUAAAAAACAGGAUGGGCCACCAGCCACCUCCUCCAACUCAACAACAUUCUAUAAUUGAUAACUCCCUGAGCCUCAAGACACCUUCCGAGCGUCUGCUCUAUCC
Messenger RNA from Homo sapiens (human), 3040 nucleotides. It is a transcript of the gene NPIPA5, whose product is annotated as nuclear pore complex interacting protein family member A5. Lineage: Eukaryota; Metazoa; Chordata; Mammalia; Primates; Hominidae. Bases 720 to 1760 code for a protein of 346 amino acids. The transcript has 9 exons. The record is from RefSeq and is a predicted model, not a curated record.